GUACAUUGUAUUCAUAUACAAUUGUCUUCUUUCUUUGUCCCAUGUUCUCCACGUGGUUCUGUUCACAAUUUCAACCCACGCGCAUCUACUUUAGCGCUAAAUACGCUUAAGCAUGUCACAAUUUCCUCUUUAGGUUUUGGGGAGGUAAGUGAUUGUUAUACUUUACCACCCUUUCCCACUGUCACUCAUUUUCUCUCUCUCUCUGCCUCUUUCUUCAAUUGUUUCUUCUCAUGGAUUUUCUUGCUCUCUUCUGUACCGGGGCUCUUUUAGCCUGCGGUCUCUAUUGGUUCGUCUGCGUUUUGGGCCCAGCCGAGCAAAAGGGCAAGCGAGCCGUCGAUCUCUCUGGCGGUUCAAUCUCGGCAGAGAAGGUUCAAGACAACUACAAACAAUAUUGGUCUUUCUUCCGCUCUCCAAAAGAGAUCGAAACCGCCGAAAAGGUCCCAGAUUUCGUCGAUACUUUUUACAACCUAGUCACCGAUAUUUACGAAUGGGGUUGGGGCCAAUCCUUCCACUUCUCUCCUUCUAUCCCAGGGAAAUCCCACCGGGAUGCAACGCGCCUCCAUGAGGAGAUGGCUGUUGAUCUGAUCGACGUCAAGCCUGGAGAUCGAAUCCUGGACGUCGGUUGUGGCGUUGGUGGACCUAUGCGUGCCAUUGCGGCUCACUCGCGAGCCAAAGUCGUGGGCAUCACGAUUAACGAGUACCAAGUGAAUCGUGCCCGGCUUCACAACAAGAAAGCUGGGCUAGAUUCGCUUUGUGAAGUUGUUUGCGGGAACUUCCUUGAGAUGCCAUUUCAAGACAACAGCUUCGACGGCGCAUACUCCAUCGAGGCAACAUGCCACGCGCCGAAACUGGAACAGGUGUAUGCCGAGGUCUUUCGAGUUCUGAAACCCGGAUCUCUAUACGUGUCUUACGAGUGGGUCACAACUGACAAGUACAUCGCUGAUAACCCGGAACACGUGGAGAUCAUUCAAGGUAUUGAAAGAGGUGAUGCUUUACCUGGUCUUAGGAGCUACUUGGACAUUGCGGAGACUGCUAAAGAGGUAGGCUUUGAGGUUGUCAAGGAGAAAGAUCUAGCCAAGCCACCGGCUUUACCCUGGUGGACCAGACUUAAGAUGGGGAGAAUCGCCUACUGGAGGAACCACAUUCUGGUCACCGUGCUGGCUGCCAUAGGGAUCGCUCCUAAAGGAACCGUUGAUGUUCACGAGAUGCUGUUCAAGACCGCUGAUUAUUUGACCAGGGGUGGGGAUUCUGGAAUUUUUUCCCCGAUGCACAUGAUUCUCCUCAGAAAACCCAAGGUGCCACCUUCAUAAUCUUUGCCAUUUUCUUUAGGUAACUUUGUUUAAGCAUUGUGUUCCACCUCUCCUCAAUUUAAUUUCCUAGUUUUUUUUUUUUUUUGUCUACUUUAAUUAAUCGAUAUCAUGUACUUCGUUUUUUGUUUUUAGUUUUGUUUAAACUCCAGUUGUUGAUCUUGGUUUUAAAUUUUUAAAAUGUUGG
Durio zibethinus is the source of this 1494-nucleotide messenger RNA. The record is from RefSeq and is a predicted model, not a curated record. NCBI's taxonomy places the organism in Eukaryota, Viridiplantae, Streptophyta, Magnoliopsida, Malvales, Malvaceae.